GAGUUCAUAUCUGGUCACCAGGUUGGACUUUCUGUCCUCUCAUCUGUUUGCCAUGCCUCCAUGUGGUCCCUGGUUCCCUGAAGGCACCUGUACUUGGUUAAAUUCCCUUUUGAGUUCCUUGGUGUGUCCCCAGGACUUCUUUGGUCUCUCAGGACCCCUCUAAAUAUAGUAAAUACAGUAAAUAAUUCACUUUGCAACCAGAGAGAUUUUUGAGAAGGGAUUCUAGUUCUGGUAGAAGUUAGGAAUUAUAUCUGGUCUUGCUAGAAAUUAAUUUGGUUUCUUCAGUAGGAAGCUCUUCUUAUCUAUUUAAAUACAAUUCUGUGUUUGUCCCAGUAAAUUAACUACUGACCCAGUCAGACGAGUGUUGUGGCAAAAGAGUAGGUCCCUCGCUUUCCAGGAACAGUCUGUGUCUCUGCUUGGGUCUUUGCACUGGGCAGGACACCCAAUGCUCCCCGGUGGCCACCCAAGCUCCAGGAUGGGCCGAGGCUGAGCAGUGCCUGUACCUGGUGUGCACAGCUUGUUCUUGGAGCAGUGAUUGUAUGUGGGGUGGUCAGGAGUUGCAAGGUGGUUUAAUAUUCUAAUUCUAAAAGAAAAUUCUAAUUUGGGAAGAAAUUCUUCCCUCUGAGGGUGGGGAGACCCUGGCCCAGGUUGCCCAGGGAAGCUGUGGCUGCCCCAUCCCUGGCAGUGUUGAAGGGCAGGUUGGAUGGGGCUUGGAGGAACCUGGUCUGGUGGGAGGUGUCCCUGCCCGUGCAGGGGCUGGGACUGGAUGAGCUUUAAGUUCCAUGUGCAGAAAAUUCUGAACCUGUUGAGAGUAAUUAGCAUAGGAUGUAAUGAGGAUACGGGCAAUGUUCUACAGCCCCAGUGUGAUGAUUUGAUGUCAUAGCAAAAUCUUGAUUUAAACAAGGUUCUUCCUGGGUUUAAUCGUGAAAGACACGUUGAAGUUGCUGAUACAGAUUAUUAAGCAGGGCAGAUCUUAGAAUAGCUCAUGAAGUGUAAAUCCCUGCUUUAGUGUACAAGUCAGAUAACAAAGGUACCCCACCCACUGCUGCAGGGAAAGCAGUUUGGCUUAAGUGUCCUGCUUCUUCCCACCAGUUCCAGCACUUUGGAUUUGCUGGGCAGUUGUCUUUGUGAAACUUGCUAUCUCCACCUGUGCUGGUCCCAGCCCUACUCCUGCUUCAGGCCAGGAAGAAGCCAGUUUGCAUCACUCUUCUAAAUGUGAUGUUUUCUGCCUGGAAAGCCAGGUGGGGGUCGUGUCCUUCCCAGCAUCUCCCCUGGGGUGAGCAGUGGUGGAGAACCUGGGCUGUGAUGUGGUCCUGAUCUCCUGCACUUGGGACUCCUUGUGUUCCCAGCCUGAGCCCAAGCUGUUAUGCUCCAGCUGCAGCAAGGGAUGGGUUGUUAGGCUAUAGGGAAGACUUUCUAAGAGCCACAUCUCUGUGUGAGGAGCACUGGAAACAGCAUUUCAACAGGGUUUUGAGACUGUUUUGAGACUUUUUUUUUUUUUUCUUCUUCCCAUUUCUGAGUUUACUGUAGAAGGAAUAUUGGGUUUUUUUCUACUGGUUCUGUUGCAUAUUAUUGAAGUUAUUGACAUAAUAUUUUCCUAUAGGACUGAUAGUAAGAUCAUCUAGCAGGGUUUUGGGUGAGCACCUGAAAUACCUCUAUAUCUGGCGUUUCAGCAUUUCUCAAGAAAUCUGCAGGCACAGUGGGCACAAUGUUUGUCAGGGCAUGGGACAACUGGUGGCCCUUCCCAGUCACCCAUGACAUGACACAUUGUCCUUAGAGCCUUUGCAGCAUGCAGCAGGUGCCUUCAAGGCUGGAACUGUCUGAAAUUCAUGCACCUUCUGGGCUUGUAGCAGAACCCAGAGCAUGUGGGACAUCAGAGCACAGGAGGUACCCGCAGGGCAGGACUUGGAAGAGCAGCUCCUGAGGAGCAGCUGAGGGGGCUUAGGGGUGCAGACACAGGACAGGAGCUGUUUGAAGGAGGGGGGCUCCUUUCUUGAGGGUUCAGGAGAAAAGUGGUUUCUAAAUUUUUGGGACCAAGGGAUGGUUGGGAAAGGGAAGCAGGUUCACCAGUUGUCCUCAGGCUGGUUUUCCAGUCAGACUCAGCUGUCAAUGAGAUCUGUUCUGUUUGGGUGGCUCUGCAGCCAAUACAAGGUAUGACAAAGCUACAUGAAAUACAGUGUCACCUGUUCGGGCCUCAGUGUUACCAUGCAUGGAGAUGGCUGUCAGAGAGUCUGCCCUGGAAAUGAGAUAGUCUAUUUUGAGAUAGUCUAUUCCAAGGAUGCAAGGGCCAGUCACAAUAGGUCUUGUCCCCACAGGAGGCCCUGAGGUAUGAGCUCUGGUGACAAUAAUGCUGAAGUAGAUGGUGGGCUUUUUGGAGUGAGGUGGUACUGGAAGGGAUUAGGUGGUUUAAGGCUAUUUUAAUAGGGACACAUCAUGGCUUAGGUGUGAGAGCAGGAAACUUUGUCAGCACUAGUGCUCAGAGAGCUGGGAUGAUUGGCUGUACAAAGCAGGACACAGAGGGAACAGCACCCAUUGCUCAUGUGGUGUGUGAGAUAUACCUUCCAAUAUGUUGCCCAGAACUCUGAGGUCUCUGCUCCCUUGUGCCUUUUAGUCACCACGUUCCCUGACUCAGUUUUCAUGUCCAUCCCUUCACCCUCCAUCCAGAUGUUAUGGCCACUUGUCAUGGUUUGGGCCCAACACAACCACAAAGAACCAGCCCCGAGGCCACUCACUCCACUCUCCCCCCUCACACACACUCUGGGAUGAGGAGGACAAAGCUCAUGGGUUGAGACAAAGGACAAGGAGGGCUCUUCACCGAUUAAGUUCCCAAGCAAAACAGACUCAACUUGGGGAAAAAAAUAAUAAUUUAAUUUGACACUAAUCACACUGAAAUAAAAAUUUGGAGCUCCCAAACCCCUUGCUUUCUAACACUCCUCAGCAAAGUAGGAGGCUAGGUGCAGCUGGGUAAGGAUUCUGAGAUAAAGACCCAAUAACAACAAACAAGCUGUUAUUGAGCAGGGAUUCUUUAUUGCAGUGCUGGGAAGCACUGGGGAUUCUCCACCAUAAGUGCUCCAAUGGGUUAGCAAAACACCCCAACUGGCUGGUUUUGGAGCAUGGGGAGCUUCUCAGCUUCUUGCUUGGAACCACCCCUGGUGUACUUCCCCUGCUACCAAAAAUAUUUAUGUAUAUGCCAGAAUGUCCCCUGCCAUUAUUAGGAUGUGAUUUGUUGUGUAAAUUGAAUGCUCAAGUAACCUUUUCUGAGAAUUCUGUGCAGUUACCUGUUCCACAGGAGAUGGCAAGGCACAGAUUUGCCUGCUGCCAGAGGCACGUUCUAGUGAGGAACCUGAAUAUGACAUUCCAGACACAAGGAUAAAUGCAGCAAUCCCUCUGCUCAGCAUUUAGAAGACCCAGGCACAGCAAAUAACGUGACACCUAUUAAGAUAGAGUUAAAUCCUGGAGCUCAUCAGUUUUGGAUUUGAAGGACAUUUUCUUCUGCAUCCUGGUGGACAAGGCACGCCAGACCGUUAUAGUAUUUGAAUUGGAAAAUCUGACAAUUUGGAGGAGAGCACAGCUGUGUUGGGUGGUGCUUCCACCAGGAUUCAAGAACAGCCCCUACCCUGUUUGGUAAUGUACUAGCAAAAGAACUGAAACGGUGUCAAGGUGACAACCAAGACAUCAUGCUGUUGCAGUACAUCGAUGACCCAUUGAUUGGUGCCAAUUGCAGAAGAGGAACUUCUACAAGGUGACUGUUUGAUUACUAACCCACAGAUCUAUGCCAGCAGACCUGAUUUAAAAGAUGAACCACUGAGUAAUUCAGACAUGGACAGAUAAUGCCCACAAGAGAAUUAAAUAUAAAGCCACCCCAGUACACAGUAAAGGAGAACCAAUGGGCAGCAACAUGAAAAUACUCAAAGGAUAAGAAGGCUGGUGGGUUACCCCAAACGAACAAGUUCUUCCCUCCUCCAAGAUGAUGGAAACCCUUAAGAGGAGCCAUGAGGAAAUUCACAUGGGUCCAGACACACUGGUGACCAACAUUAAAAGAUCUGCCAUUGGGCCAAAAAUGUAGACUAAAGAAGACAUCAUAGUGAAAAGACACAACACUUGUACACACAUCCCCAAGAUACAAAGAAAACCCCCAGCAGGGAAAGUAAAAAGAGGAAUCACUCCAGGGGAAACUGGCAAAUAGAUUUUUCUGAGUUACCAAAAAUGUAAUUUGUACAAGUAUUUUCCUUUUCAGGAUGGCCAGAGGCUUUUCCUUGCCACACCAAUCGGGCCAGGGAAGUUACUAAAAUCUUGUUGAAAGAGAUAAUUCCUAGGUUUGGAAUUACCAAGGGCCUGUCUUCUGAUAAUGUACCCCAGCCCGUUGUGGAGGUGGUCUAAGGAGUGUCCAAUUUCCCACAAUUCAAAUGGGACUUGCACACCCCAUGAAAUCCACAGUCUAAUGGGAAGGUAGAGAGAAUGAAUCAGACCAUUAAAUGAUAAAUUGCUAAAUUAUGCCAGGAAACCGACCUGAAAUGGAUUUGUGUUUUCCCUGUGGCCUUCCUGAAAAUGAGAAUCACUCCAAGAACCAGGGAAGGAAUGAGCCCCUUUGUGAUUCUGUGUGGUGAACCUCAUCCAGUUAACAGCGUUGGAACAAGUGAACAGAUGAUAUCAAAGGGAAGGGGAUGUCGAAAGAUUAUUUGCUGUCUCUGUUGUGGGUUUUGUCAUCCCAUCACAGGUACCUGAACCAGAGAGCUCCUCUGCCUUUGGACUCACCUGUGCAUCACUGCCAACCAGGAGAUGCAGUCUACAUCUGGACCUAGAAGGAGGAGCCACUGAAGGAGAAGUGGAAGGGAGCCUGUGCUGCCCUGCUGACCAUGUUCACUGCAGUGAUGGAUACCCAGCUUUCCAGAUGGGUUCCAGGGCUGACACAUCAGAUCUCCUCGAUGGGGCUCCUGUUUCACCUCCUUGGCUGGAUCCUGUGCCAGUAACCUGGCAUCCCAGGGGUCCUCAAAGAGCAAAGUUUCCUUCCAAAAGAAGGAAGCGUUCUCAGCAGUCUUCAGAAGAACUACAGAAAAACCUUGAAGUAUUGGAGAAAGCAGCAUAUGAGGCCAAUCAUGAGGCUGUGGAGAAGAAGCUGCUCCAGGAAGGAGGUGGUGACCCAGGGCCAGUGUCUGCUGAAGGAGCCACUCCAUCCACAGGCAUGCCAGGUGUGGAUGGCAAAAGAAACUCAGAUACAGUGGGUGUUAAAGACUUCGAGGAGUACUUCUCUGAAGGCGCCAUGGCAGGCUUCAGCUCCAUCCUGAUUGUGAUGUUUAUAAGUUGUGUGAUCUUCCUGUGGAUAAAAAAAUCACAGUGCUUCUCCACAGCUUUGGGAACCCAGUCCCUCACCAGCAGCAGCCCCUGGCACACAGACAAGGAGUUCUGCAUCCCCUUGUACCCCCGAGAGCCAGACCCAACACCAGCAGCCUCUUCCUGUGCCCAGAAUACUGCCCCCCCCUGCCAUGGGGCCCUGAGGGGACCAGUGCCUGUGGGCUCAACCACCAUUCACCCUGCCCACCUACCCCCAGGGACCAGCAGGACCAGCCUAGGGCUCCCCAGCCUCCUUAGGAAAUGAAACCAUCUCUUUGCCCCCUAAGCCCAUCAUACUGGUCCUCAUGCAAGGGCUUGAGGCAGCCCCACCAGGGGCUUGGGGGUGCAAUGACAGACUUCUCAUGGACAGCUUCAGGGGUCAACAGUUAGCUGAAUAAAUAAUGACAGGACAGGGGACAAUGGACAGAAACUGGAACACAAGAAGUUCCAUCUGAACAUGAGGAAGAACUUCCUGACUUUGAGGAUACUCACCCUCAACUGCACUGAGAGAUUCUGUAUAACCUGCUCUAGGUGAAUCUGCUCUAGCAGGGCCAUUGGACUAGAUGAUCUCCAGAGGUCCUUUCUGAGCCCUACCAUUCUGUGAGUCUGUGAUAAAACCAUGGGAAUUUUCUGGGUCAUCAUGGCAGAGGAAUUGACCAGUUUUGGGCUGAACUUCAUCUGGGGGACACAGGUGCCUGUGCUGUCAGCAGGCAGGGAGCUGAGCAUGGGACUUGCCAACCAAAAAUAUGAGAGUUUGGACCAUAAAAAGGAGGCAAGAGGAGAGUAAUUGUUAUAGGAGAUUCCCUUCUGAAGGGAACUGAGGGUCCCCUAUGCAGGCCAGACCCUUCUCACAGAAGAGUCUGCUGCCUCCCUGGGACUCAGGUUAGGGAUAUAACCAGGAAACUUCCUGGUCUGGUGUGGUCCUUUGAUUACUCCCUGCUACUGGUCAUGCAGGUGGGCAGUGAUGAGAUUGACAAAGGAAGUCCCAAGGCAAUAAAAAGGGACUUCAGGGCACUGGGCUGAAUGGUUGCGAGACUGGGAACAGAGGUGGUGUUUUCUUCAUUUCCUUCAGUGGUGGAGAAUACUGAAAGGAACAGGAAAGCACAGGUGAUGAACACGUGGCUCAGAGGCUGGUCCCAUGGGUGGAAUGUUGGGUUCUUUGACAAUGGGGAUGUUUACACAGCACUGGGCCUGGUGGCCAAAGAUGGAGGGGAACUGUCACCAAAGGAGAAAAGGAUCCUAGGCUAGGAGUUGGUGGGGCUCACUGAGAGGGCUUUAAACUAGGUUUGGAGGGGGAAGCAGAUAAAACCAGGCCCAAUAGGGAUGAGCCAUGAGGUGACAAAAGGGCGAGAGCGUGUAGGGUGCUUUGACCUAGAUGCAAAGUGGGAUGGAGAUAUAACUGGGCUUGCUUGAGAGGGGCCUGGGUGUAGUAGCUCAAGACCUGUAGGGCAGAGUGCUAGUACAUUUGAAAACCAGAAGGCCUACCACCCCUCAAAAGCCAGCAGGGAAACUCCCAUGAAACACCUCAAGGGAAUUAAGGGGUGUUCCUCUAAAAAGAUGUGAAGGCCAAUGGCCCACCAGAAGUGCUUUUAAAUGAAUGCACACAGCAUGGAAAACAAACAGGACAAGUUGGAAGCUACCAUGUUGCUGGAAGACUGUGACUUUGUGGCUAUUACUGAAACUUGGGGGGACUACUCCUGUGACUGGAGUGUGGCUAUCAAUGGCUACAAGCUGUUGGGAAGGGACAGGUGAAGAAGGAGGGCUGGAGGUGUUGCCCUCAAUGCUAAGAAUUGAGAUGUCCCUAAAGAAGAGCCAAGAGCAAGUUGAGAGCUUAUGGGUAAGAAUCAGAGACUGAAGCAAUAAGGGGACCCUUGUGGUUGGUGUUUGCUGCAGGCCUCUUGAUCAAGGGGAGCCUAUUGAUGAAGCUGUCUUACUCCAGCUCCAGGAGGCAUUGCCCUCCCAGGCUCUUAUCCUGCUGGGGGAUUUCAGCCACCCCAACAUCUGCUGGAAAAGUAACAUGGGGAGCUGUACGUGACCCAGGAGAUUCCUGGAGUGCUUUGAGGAUAACUUCUUAAGUCAGGAAUAGAUGGCCCUGCCUGAGGGGAUGUGAUACUGGACCUGCUAGUCACCAAUGCAGGCGAGCUCAUCAGGGAUGUCAAGAUUGGAGGCAGCCUGGGCUGCAGUGACCAUGCACUGGUGGAGUUCACAGAGCUCAGGGAUACAAGUCAGGUGAGGAGUAUAGUCAGGAUCCUGAAUUUUAGGAAAGCAAACUUUCAGCUCUUCCCCCUGGGAAACAGUCCUCAGGGACAUGGGAGCAGAACAGAGCUGGCAGAUCUUUUAGGAUGCUUUCCAUAGAGCACAAGAGUUCUUGAUCCCCAGGUGUAAGAAAUAACUGAGGAAGGGAAGAGACCAGCAUGGCUGACUCGAGACCUGCUGGCCAAAUGAAAAGGCAAGAAGGAACUGCACAGGCAGUUCCAGCAGAGCCUGGUAUCUUUGGAAGAGCACAGGGACACUGCCUGGUGCAGGGAUGGGGUCAGGACAGCCAAGGUGUGUCUGGAGCUGAACUGGGCAAGGGAUGCGAAGAAUAACAAGAAGGGUUUCUACAGGUGUAUCCAGCAGAAAGGGAAGGUUAAAGACAGUGUCCCCCCCAAUAAGCAAGGAUCGCAAACUAGUAACAAUAGACAAGGAGAAGGCUGAGGUUCUCAACAACUUUUUUGCCUCUGUCUUCACCUCUCUCCUUACACCUCCUGAGUUGAAGACCCUCAAGAUGAGGACCAGGGGGAGGAAGUCCCUCCCACUGUAAGAGAAGACAAGGUUCAGGAUCACCUGAGGAACCUGAACGUACAUAAGUCUAUAGGAUCUAAUGAGAUGCAUCCUGGAAUCCUGAGGGGCUUGCUUGAGAGGGAACUGGCUGAUGCAUUUGACAAGCACCUCUCCAUGAUAUUUGAAAAGUCAUGGCAGUCAGGUGAAAUUCCUGGUGACUGGAAAAAAGAAAACAUCACACCCAUUUUUAAAAAGGGUAGAAAGGAGGACCCUGGAAACUACCAGCCUGUCAGCCUCAUCUCUGUGCCUGGGAAGAUCAUGGAGCAGAUCCUCCUAGAAGAUAUGCUGAGGCACAUGGAGGACAGGGAGAUGAUUCAGGACAGCCAGCAGGGCUUUACUGAGGGAAAAUCCUGCCUGACCAACCUAGUGGCUUUCUACAAUGGAGUGACUGCAUCAGUGGACAAGGGAAGACCUACAGAUGUCAUCUAUCUGGACUUCUGCAAGGCCUUUGACAUGGUCCCCCACAACAUCCUUCUCUCUAAGUUGGAGAGACAGGGUUUGAUGGGUGGACGGUUCAGUGGAUAAGGAAUUGGGUGGAUGGUCACAUCCAAAAGGUAGUGGUCAAUGGCUCGAUAUUCAGAUGGAAAAUGUCCCUCAGGGGGCCGUACUGGGAUCAGUGCUGUUUAGUAUCUACAACAGUGAUACAGACAGUGGGAUCAGGGCAACCUCAGCAAGUUUGCAGAUGACACCAAGCUGACUGGUAAGGUCGGUAAGCCAGAGGCAUGGGAUGUUUAUCCAGAAGGACCUGGACAAGCUAUAGAAGUGGGCCUGAGAGAACCUCAUGAGGUUCAACAAGGGCGAGUACAAGAUUCUCCACCUGAGUAGGAGGUAUCCUCAUUGUCAACACAGGCUGGCCAUGAGGUGAUAGAGCAGCCCUGUAGAAAGGGACUUGGGAGUGCAAGAACUGGGGCCCAGAACUGAACUCAGGGGUCGAGUACAGCCCUGCUGACCUGCUGCUUGGAAACCUGCUCUGCCGUGGAGCCGGACCCUGCCUGCCUGCCCGGGAAUCGAACCGGAGCACAAGGGUGAGAGCGCCGGACCCUUCCCGCUGCUGCCGGAGCUCCCGUUGCCGGGGAAACCGGUGCCGCCAGGACCUGCUGGGGCGGCUCCCGCUGCGGCCGCCGCUGCCGGGAGCAGCCGCCGCGGGGGCUGCGCGCUCCCCGAGCCAGCUCGCCGCAGACACCGCCGCCGGGGCGGCUGCACCGCUGCCGCCUCGGGACAGAAGCCCGCACAAGCCUGCUCGCUGGAAGAGGAGCCGCUACCUGGGGAGCAGCUACUUGGAACCUGCACACCGAGACCUCGCAGGAGGGUAAGAAAAUGGCGCACCCUACCCCUUAAAUUCCUUGCCUCACCGCUAUUCCGCCCCCAUACUCGCACACACACCGCGACCUCAUCCCUUUUGCUCCUUUGAUCGUUGCACUCCUCCCUCGGAGUGUACAUUUAAUAAGGGCAUAGUACUUUUGAAUUAUUUCCCUGACAUAUCCCUUAGCCUAGCUCUCCCGAACCUUGUCCCUUAGUUUGGCUUUCCCUUAAUAAACCGGUUAAUUCGUAAAUUAAA
This is a messenger RNA of Apus apus (common swift), 9712 nucleotides long. RefSeq lists its product as uncharacterized. NCBI's taxonomy places the organism in Eukaryota, Metazoa, Chordata, Aves, Apodiformes, Apodidae. The coding region runs from base 4892 to 5596 and encodes 234 amino acids. The transcript is spliced from 8 exons. The record is from RefSeq and is a predicted model, not a curated record.